Lolium perenne is the source of this 1791-nucleotide messenger RNA. Its product is annotated as AAA-ATPase At3g50940. NCBI's taxonomy places the organism in Eukaryota, Viridiplantae, Streptophyta, Magnoliopsida, Poales, Poaceae. The record is from RefSeq and is a predicted model, not a curated record. Gene Ontology annotation, molecular function: ATP hydrolysis activity; ATP binding.
GAGCAUUUGAACGACCAUCAGUGUAGGCUCAUACCACGCAGAACACAAGACAGGCCGUGUCAGUACUUCUGAGUAGCGCCAUGGAUCACUUGCCACUGGCGAUUGUCCCGUCUUCGCCGGAAGGAAAGAGGGUCGUGGACGCAUACAAGAAGGCGGUGACCACGGUGGCCACGGCGACCGCGUACGUGAUGCUGGCGCGCGGCAUGGCGCGGGAGCUCCUGCCCGACGAGCUGCGCGCCGCGGUGCGCUGGGGCGUGGAGCUGGUGCGCGCCCGCCUCGGCCGCACCCGCGACAAGGAGCACCGCGAGACCAACACCGUCGUCAUCCGCCGCAACGUCGAGUUCAACACCGAGAACCACCUCUUCUCCGCGGCGCUCACGUACCUGGCCAGCACCAUCGACCCACGCACCAUGCGCCGGCUCUGCGUCGCGCGCUCCAAGGACAAGGAGACCGACGGGAGCAGCAGCUGGAGCACAAGCCUGCGCAUGGAGCCAGGGGGCUCAACCACCGACACCUUCGACGGCGUCGUGUUCACGUGGACGUCGGCCGGCAGCGACGACAACAAGGACGGCGGAGGCCACUGGGGUCCCCGCGAGACCACCCUGGAGCUCAGCUUCUUCGCGGAGCACACGGACACCGCGCUUGAGAGGUACGUGCCGUUCGUCAUGUCCACCGCGGAGCAGCUGCAGCGGCAAGACCGCUCGCUCAAGAUCUUCCUCAACGAGGGGGGAUGGAACGGCAUCAACCACCACCACCCGGCCACGUUCGACACCCUCGCCAUGGACCUGUCCCUGAAGCAGGCCAUCAUCGACGACAUCGACCGGUUCCUCAAGCGGAAGGAAUACUAUCUGCGGAUCGGCAAGGCGUGGAAGCGCGGCUACCUUCUCUACGGCCCGCCCGGCACCGGCAAGUCAAGCCUGGUCGCUGCCAUGGCUAACUACCUCAGGUUCAACCUCUACGACCUCGAUCUCUCCAAGGUGUACGACAACUCAAAUCUUCACAGGCUGCUCAUGGACAUGCCCAAUAAGUCCAUCCUCGUCAUCGAGGACAUUGACUGCUGCUUCGACGCCAAGUCAAGGGAAAAGCGCAAGACACCCAAGCCGCCGGCCGAUGGCGACAACAAUUCCAUCGCCGCAGACGACGACAACGAUGACGACGAAAUGCACGACAUGGGAGCUUACCGCCAGCACAACAUAACUCUUUCCGGGCUGCUCAACUUCAUCGACGGGCUCUGGUCCACCAGCGGCGAGGAGCGCAUCAUCAUCUUCACCACCAACUACAAGGACCGCCUCGACCCGGCGUUGCUGCGGCCGGGGCGCAUGGACAUGCACAUCCACAUGGGCUACUGCGGCUGGGAAGCAUUCCAGACGCUAGCCCACAACUACUUCGAUGUGGACGACCAUGCUCUGUUCCCGGAGAUACAAGCUCUGCUAACCAAGGUGGAGGCGACCCCCGCUGAGGUGUCCGAGAUGCUGCUACGGAGCGAGGACGUCGAGACUGCGAUGCCUGGGCUUGUGAAAUUCCUCCAAGACAAGAGGCGUGGUGGGAUAAGGAAAGUGACAGAAAUCAAGAACGACCAAGCAGCAGCACAGAAGGAAAUGAAGUAAAUGUUGUCGGUUUCGGCAUCCUCUCUUUCAGGAAUCCAAGUUAUACGAGUCGUGACAUGUUCAGCAAAUCAGGAGUAUGGAAUAUCUAUCCGGCGUCUUCAGAGUAUAUAUUUUUGGCUUGUUGCUUAUGUAAUGGUAAACAUUCCCUAUGUAAUUCACUAGUUGUAUACUUGUGUUGGCUAUC